AUGGCUUCACCACAGGCCUCAGCCAAGCUGCGGAAGUCCUGUGAUUUAUGCGCAGCUACAAAGGUUGGAUGCACCAAGGAGAAGCCAAGAUGCGCUCGCUGUGCCAAACGAGACCAGCCCUGUGUAUACGGCACGGCUAAGCGCGCAGGUCGUACGUCUGGCAAGACCCAGACCAGUGCACAACGAGACUCAGUCUUGACAAUGACGACUACGGUAUCCCCAAGCCCUACGUUCACCUCUCCCCGGACGGCCGAUGCCACUGAUCCGUCGACGUCCGGAAGUGCUGCAUUAUCCCCACAGCUAGGUAGCCAGAUACAAUGCUUGCAGUAUCCUGAUAAUAUCUGCAGACCGUCCCAGCCGGCACUAGAUGAAAACUGUCCAUCACUGGCCCCGGUGACUCCUCCCCCAGAACUAGACGAGCUGUUGGCAUCAACCACAGCCUUUCCUCCAGACCACCACCAAGGCGAUGGGGCCGCCCCCUUCGACUUCAGCUUCGAGGACGUUACGUUGCCGGCAUCUCCCACAUUUGCGGGUCUUCCCCAUCUCAGCACAUCGCCUCUAUCAAUCGGCGUCCCAACCCCAGGGUCCUGCAAAUGCUUAUCUCACGCUCUAUGCCUGCUAGGUGGCCUGACCCCAGGCAAACCAGGAUCGUCAGUCUCUCAACUGCCAGAUUUUGAGCAAGUUCUCGCCCAAAACGAGCAAGCAAGUGAAACAGUUCGCGCAAUUCUACAAUGCAGCUGCUCUAGCGACGGCUACCUUCUCACCACCCUGUCACUUGUAGUUUUUCGAAUAAUUGCCUGGUACACUGCGGCUACGGGAGCUGCCACAGGCGAAGACCCACCAGAACCAGUCCUCCAGGGUCCGCCCUUGACAGACGGCGAGUGCGAAGGUGAGCAGCGCAUUGCAGUGCAGCGCAUCCUCUCUAAACUUUCAGGCGUUCAGGCGUCUAUCAACCUUCUCUCGCAGCGUCUACACAGGAUAUCUGAGACUGCCGAGGAGAAAAGUUGUCCAGGCUUGUCAUGGUUGGACAAGAAUGCCUCCCCCGGGGGAGGUAUGCAUGCCUUCUUAAAACCGUUCUCAUCUGGACUGGCGAACAUUCUAGAGACAGAUCUCCGGAGGCGUCUUUGCGAACUGUCAAAAGCUAUCUUAGAAAGAUUACGAAAGCGAUGA
Molecule: messenger RNA, 1170 nt
Organism: Microsporum canis CBS 113480
Lineage: Eukaryota; Fungi; Ascomycota; Eurotiomycetes; Onygenales; Arthrodermataceae
Product: AFLR
Exons: 1
Coding region: 1-1170 (389 amino acids)
Biological process (GO): regulation of DNA-templated transcription; aflatoxin biosynthetic process
Cellular component (GO): nucleus
Molecular function (GO): DNA binding; zinc ion binding; DNA-binding transcription factor activity, RNA polymerase II-specific
Source: RefSeq, a predicted model, not a curated record